AUGGCGGCCCCCGAGCGCAAUCCAAGCGCGAUUGAGUAUGAGAUUCUUGAUUUGAGUGAAACAUAUGGAGGAGAUUCGUUGGUACCCAACGAAAUCCCAGCACUGUGGGCGGAUAUGAUAACACCAGUGGGAACAGAAGAAGUAGUGAACCUUGAUGUGGAACAGGGAGAAGCUCUAGAGCGAUGGGAGGCAGAUAAGUUCAAUGACGGUGAUGCAGGUUCGGACACGGAGACAGUUCGUCGGAAAGAUACACCAUACUCGUCAUCUUGGCCAAAGAGGGUCCGUAUUGCAAAAGAGCCUCCUCCUAGGCCUAGCGCUCCAGGACGUACUAGUGCACUGGAGAAGUCAAUAAGAGGGUUUGCAAACAAGGAGAGUGAAUCAGUGAUCAACCCAAAAAUUGCAACAUCAUUUGAUUCAUUGCAAGAUGCUUAUGACUUCUACAACUUGUAUUCUUGGGAGAUAGGAUUUGGCAUUCGCUACGGCAAAAGCAGAUUAAAUGUUGAGAGGGUCAAGUGCAUGCAGGAAUUACUGUGUGGUUGUGCGGGGAAACCAAUUAGGUUAAACAGUCGUUCAUUCAGAUGUGAAUGUCCUGCCAUGAUAAGGCUUCAGCGCACCGAAGACAAUGGGUGGUACGUCACUGAGCAUCGAGUAGAUCAUAACCAUGCAUUAUCGAAGACGUGUGAGGAGAAUUUGCGCUGGAAGUCACACCGGUAUAUUGACAGGUACACAAAAGAGCUAGUUAAACAACUCCGUGAAAAUAAUGUGAACACAAGUAAGGUCCACAGUAUUAUAGGUAGUUUCUUUAGGGAGGUUGAGAGCGUGCCCUUAACAAAGAGAUCUUUGAAAACAUUGUGUGGUAAUCUCAGUCGGGAGCAAUCAGAUGAUGACAUUAAGAAGACAAUUGAUGUGUUAAAACAAAUUCAAGUUGCAGAUCCCAGUUUGAUGUACACUUUUGAGGUGGACAAAGAGAGUAGGGUAAAAUCUUUGAUGUGGACUAAUGGGCGUAGUAUAGAGAAGUACCAGUAUUUUGGAGAUGUGCUAACAUUUGACACAACGUACCGAACAAAUCUUUACGACUUGCCGUUUGGCAUUUUUAUGGGAGUGAACAACCAUUUCCAGAGGAUAAUCCUUGGUGGGGUACUUUUGAGAGAGGAAUCCACAGAGAGUUUCAAAUGGGUUUUUUCAGAAUUUAUGAGGAUGAUGGGUGGCAAACCACCACAGACAAUUCUUACCGACCAAGCUCAUGCAAUGGAGGUCGCAUUAGCCUCUGUAUUGCCAAAUACAACACAUCGAUGGUGUAAGUGGCAUGUCUUGAAGAAAGCAAAGGAAUGUCUGGGACCUUUGUACCGAAAAAAUAACGAUUUUAGGGCAGAAUUCCACAACAUAGUGCACCGCAUGCUGACCGAAGAAGAGUUUGAGGAUGGUUGGGCAAUGCUGCUAAGCAAGUACGGACUGCAUAAGCAUCCUUAUCUUACACAGAUAUAUGAGGUAAGGCAUAAGUGGGCAAAGCCCUACUUCCGCACUAAAUUUUGCGCAAAGAUGACUAGCACACGGAGGAGUGAAAGCGCAAACAACAUGUUGAAGGUUUAUGUGCCACCUGCAUGCACAAUGCAUUUGUUUGCAAGGCAGUAUGAAAAACUUCAGUUUGACAGCGAGUCGGAAGAAAGCUACCAAGAGAGAAGAACGUUUCUGGGUGGCGUUGUUCUGAAGGUAAACCUACCUAUCGAGAGGCACGCUAGCAAAGUUUACACGAAUGCUAUGUUCGAACAAUUUGGACACAAUCUGCUUGAGUCCGGUUACUAUGAUGUGGAAGAAGUUGAGAUUGGAAGAAGAUACCUGGCAAGGCACGUUAAUAAUGGAACAAGAGAAAAAUGGUGCAAAAUUGUGUAUGAAGUGAGAGUUGAUGAACAUGGCGAACUUUUUACAUGCAUUUGUGGUAGCUUCGAACAUACCGGAAUGCUUUGCUGCCACUGCUUGAAGGUCAUGGUACAUCUGGGUGUUGAGAAGAUACCGACCAAACAUAUUCUGAAAAGGUGGACAGUUGAUGCUCAAGAUGUACUGCCAAGCAAUUUGGUUCACUAUCAACAAGAUAGAGGGCGUACAAAGUUGGUGUCAACAAGGCAUUCCCGUCUAUACUUGAAAGCACUAGAACUGGUAAAGAUGGGAGAAUCAAACAUUGCGUCAUAUGCUGCUGCUAUGGAUGUGCUAGUCGAAGGAUUGCUGAGGGUGGCACCACUGAGUUUGGUGAAAGAUGGGCUCGCUGAGAACGAACUUGCUACCAAAUCGACAGCAGCUUGUAUUGAGACAGUUACUGAAUCAGGUAAUUCGGUAGAUGGCGAUUUCAGCAUGGGAGGAUUGUCAGCAGAAAACCGUCCGCGUGUUGCGGGAAGACCAGAUGCAAGCCGUGAGAAGGCGCCAUGUGAGCAGUCACUGAAGAGAUCAAGGUCAUGUUCUAUUUGCCAUGAGCGUGGACACAACAUCAAUACAUGCCCUGAAAGAGGAGAUGCUCCUAAGAGAGAACGAAGGUCAUCACGCUGCUCUAACUGUGGAAUUACUGGACAUCGGAAGAACACUUGUGGGAUUCCCAUGUACCGAGAGUUCACGGCAAUUUCAGAUUUUCAUUCAUACAACAAUCUUAGCUGAAUUGCACUGCUGUUGUUGCACUUAUAUCUACAUAUGUAGUGUUUUGACUUAUUUUCCAUGUUAGCAGGGCCGCGUGUACACUUCUCAUUUGCUGCGCUGGCACAGCUGGGUCCGUAUCGUGGCACAGGAGUUUUGGUUAGCUGUUUUCUGUUGAGAUAAUAUUUUGUUUCAAAUUUGUCCAGUGCUUCCAGGCCCAGCUUGUCAGUGGAGACUUCGGCAUUCCCGUAUUUCUAUGGAUCACGCUAUCCAUGAUAGUUGACAUUUUAUUUCGGCUGUUAAAUGAAGGACUGAGUAAUACUUUCGUGACAACUUGUUUCUUGAAACUCAAC
Molecule: messenger RNA, 2972 nt
Organism: Lolium rigidum
Lineage: Eukaryota; Viridiplantae; Streptophyta; Magnoliopsida; Poales; Poaceae
Product: protein FAR1-RELATED SEQUENCE 11-like
Exons: 7
Coding region: 1-2643 (880 amino acids)
Biological process (GO): regulation of DNA-templated transcription
Molecular function (GO): nucleic acid binding; zinc ion binding
Source: RefSeq, a predicted model, not a curated record